AUGAAGAGCACAACAUUCCUCCUCAUCCUCAUCGUAGCUAUUGCCCUCUCCAUAUGCAUAGCGGGUGCCAGAGACCUACCCGAAGACCAUCGUAAGAAGCACGAGCGUGGCCACCAUGAGACGCAUUUAGACCAUCACCAUGAGAAGGAUCACAAAGAUGGCCACCAUCCCCAUGGCCCACAUGAGGAGCAUCAUGAAGUGCAUGAUCAUAGGAAUCACAAGGACAAUGAGAAACAUGAACAUGACAAAUGCGAGAAGGAUCAUAAUGAGCAUGACAAACAUAAAGAGCACGACGAUGACAAACAUAAGCAGCAUCACGAGGUUCAUGACGAUGAGAAACACAAGAAGGAUCAUAAGACUAAGCAUGACGAUGACAAACACACAAAGCAUCAUAAAGAGCAUGAUGAUGACAGACAUAAGAACGAACACAAGGAUCAUCAUGAUGAGAAACACAAGAAGGAUCAUAAUGAGCAUCAUGAUAACAAACAUAAGCAUGCUCACAAGAGGCACGAUGAUGACCAUUAUAAGAGGGAUCAUAGGGAGCAUGAUGGCCGUCAUUAUUGA
This is a messenger RNA of Nymphaea colorata (pocket water lily), 564 nucleotides long. RefSeq lists its product as uncharacterized. The record is from RefSeq and is a predicted model, not a curated record. The coding region runs from base 1 to 564 and encodes 187 amino acids. NCBI's taxonomy places the organism in Eukaryota, Viridiplantae, Streptophyta, Magnoliopsida, Nymphaeales, Nymphaeaceae. The transcript has a single exon.